AUGAAACUCUUGGAAGCUGGAGUGAUAUACCCUAUCUCGGACAGUACAUGGGUGAGCCCGGUCCACGUAGUUCCAAAGAAAGGAGGAGUGACGGUCAUAAGGAACGAGAAUGAAGAGCUCAUACCCACCAGAACGAUCACUGGACACCGGAUGUGUAUCGACUAUCGUAAACUCAAUGCCGCGACCAGAAAGGACCAUUUUCCCUUACCUUUUAUAGAUCAAAUGCUUGAAAGACUUGCUAACCAUCCUUACUAUUGUUUCUUAGAUGGUUACUCAGCAAGGUCCUCAAGAGAUGUGAAGGAGAAGCAUCUAGUGCUAAAUUGGGAGAAGUGCCAUUUCAUGGUGAGAGAUGGGAUCGUGCUCGGUCAUAGAAUCUCGGAGAGAGGCAUUGAGGUUGACAAAGCCAAGAUCGAGCGCGCCCUCUCACUCAGUUACUUUGCAAAGAAGUGGCGUUUGAAUUCAGUGGAGAAUGCCUCGCGGCGUUCAAAAAAAUCAAAGAGGCCCUCAUUAGCGCACCAAUCGUACAAUCACCGGAUUGGGAGCUUCCUUUUGAGAUUAUGUGACGCAAGCGACUACGCCGUUGGAGCUGUGCUAGGCCAAAGGAAAGAGAAGAAACUCCACGUCAUAUACUAUGCAAGCCGGACCCUCGACGAAGCACAAUGCAACUAUGCCACCACGGAGAAGGAGUUAUUGGCGAUUGUCUUUGCAUUCGAGAAGUUUCGCUCAUAUCUCGUUGGCUCCAAGGUUAUAGUGCAUACCGAUCACGCGGCUCUCAAGUAUCUGCUGUCAAAGAAAGAUGCAAAGCCAAGACUUAUACGCUGGAUACUUCUUUUGCAAGAAUUUGACCUAAAGAUCAUCGAUAGGAAAGGCGCGGAGAAUGGCCGCAGUACCUAUUCGAGGAAAGAGACCCCACCAAAAGCGACCACGGAGAGGAGAAAUGCCUUUGGCGCGCCGUGGUAUCGUCAUAUAGCCAACUAUCUCGCGGCCGAUAUAGAGCCUCCAAACUUCUAUGGAUACAAGAAGAAGAAAUUCUUGAAAGACAUCAGAUUUUACUUCUGGGACGAGCCAUACCUCUACAAGAAGUGCCAAGACGGAUUGUUUAGAAAAUGCGUGCCGGAGGAAGAGAUAGCCGGGAUUCUCCAUGGAUGUCACGGAUCAGCUUACGCAGGUCAUUUUGCUACGUUCAAGACAGUCUCUAAGGUCUUGCAAGCGGGUUUUUGGUGGCCUACAAUGUUUAAAGACGCUCAAGCAUUCAUCUCACGUUGUGAUGCCUGCCAAAGAAUGGGGAACAUAAGCAAAAGGAAUGAAAUGCCGCAAAACUUUAUCUUGGAAGUUGAGGUGUUCGAUGUUUGGGGAAUUGAUUUCAUGGGACCCUUCCCCACAUCCUUUGGAGAUCAAUACAUCCUAGUAGCAGUGGACUAUGUCUCCAAGUGGGUUGAGGCAAUAGCAGCUCCAACAAAUGACUCGAGCGUGGUGAUAAAAAUGUUCAAAUCUAUCAUAUUCCCAAGAUUUGGAGUUCCAAGAGUUGUGAUAAGUGAUGGAGGCUCACACUUCAUCAAUCGGAUCUUUGCAAACCUUCUAAAGAAAUAUGGAGUGCGGCACAAGGUAGCAAGCCCUUAUCAUCCACAAACAAGGCGGCCACCACUUGGGAAUGACACAGGAGGGUUAUUAAAACAAUUCGGUCGAAGAAAAUCUCAAUUGGCCCAAGUGGAUUCGAAGAAAUUCAAUCCAGACAUUUCUCUCGGCCAUACCGCGCACAAGGAAGCCUAA
Molecule: messenger RNA, 1770 nt
Organism: Microthlaspi erraticum
Lineage: Eukaryota; Viridiplantae; Streptophyta; Magnoliopsida; Brassicales; Brassicaceae
Source: the annotation of a GenBank genome assembly